Molecule: messenger RNA, 2391 nt
Organism: Tyto alba (common barn owl)
Lineage: Eukaryota; Metazoa; Chordata; Aves; Strigiformes; Tytonidae
Gene: IFNGR2
Product: interferon gamma receptor 2
Exons: 7
Coding region: 544-1443 (299 amino acids)
Molecular function (GO): protein binding
Source: RefSeq, a predicted model, not a curated record
GAUUUGCGCCUCUCCGUGCGCCUCUUCCGGGCCGGGAGGCGGCGGAAGCCGGUGGGGCGAGAGCCCGGGCCGUGGAGGCGGCCGGUGCGGGGCAGGGGGGCCGCGCCGCUUAGCCCGUCCCUUGAAGCAGCCCCGGCGGGGGCCGGAGCCGCAGCGGGGAGAGCGGGGCUGCCGCGGGUGUCACCCUGCCCUCGCCCCGCCGGUGCCUGGCCAUCGGAUGGAGAACGAGCCCCGGUUUCUCCGGCCGACCCCGGGGUUGCUGCUCCUGGGAAGUCUGCCGUCGUCUGGGCCGCCGCCGGCCCGGGGCUGGCUCCGAGGCCGGGCUCAGGGUGGCGUGGGGCCCGUGGGCGAGCGGCCGAAACCCGCACGGGUUCGGCCCUGAAGGGUCCGAGUCACUGUUGCAGCUGUGGUCUGCGAUGUGGCUCCCGUUCAUCAACUGUACUCGAGCCUCCUCUGUUUAAUUUCGUGAGUUGACAGUUUGGGGGUAGCGCUGGAUUUUGACUUCCAGAAUCUUCUCCCCAUUUACCGGCACCAAAGGACGUGAUGGUUUAUUCCUAUAACUUUCGUAGUUCACUGAGGUGGUCCCCUGUGAAAGUGGAUAGAGGCUCGGUGUUAUACACAGUCCAUUUUAAAACAGGGGCCUUUAACCAGUGGGAUGAGAUGAACUGCACCCGUAUUGCCCAGACCGAAUGCAGUUUCCCCUUGUCACUUAAGGAACGGCGCUGGACUGUUGUUUUGCGUGUGAGGGCUGAGCUAGGGCAAGUGACUUCUGACUGGGUGGAAACAGAUCCAUUUGUGGCAGAGAGAAACACUACUAUAGGGCCCCCUAAAGUGAACAGCGUGAUUGAAAGCUCUGACUCACUUCUCAUUAGUGUCACACCUCCUUUUGGAUCUGAAGCAGGUGACUUUCUUGAGUAUCAUGUGUCCUACUGGGAGAAUGCAACAAGUACUACUAAAAAAGAGAUAAAGAGAAGAAAUACACUAUUCAAAAUCAUAAAUCUAAAGGAAUUGACACUUUAUUGUUUUAGAAUUCAAGUAGAAUUGAUGACACAUUCAGAUCUCCAGUUACUUGGACAGCAAAGUGUCCCAGAGUGUUACAGAACUACAGUCAGUGAGAGAACCAAAGACGGACAAAUUAUACUAGUAUUUGCAUUGGUGUCACUUUUUGUAAUUCUGGUAAUACUUGUUUUUUUUCUUCUGUGGAAGCACCAGAAAACAAUUAAAUACUGGUCUCAGCCACCUUUAGAAAUCCCAUCGCACUUUGAAGAGUAUUUGAAGGACCCUAGCAUGCCUGUUUUAGAGGUGUUGGACAAUUAUGCCGAGGAAGAUCCCCACGAUUCCGUAUCUGUUGUAUUCUGUGGAGACGGCGGCCAAGCGGGCGGCAGCAGUUUGGAUGGUCAGGCUCAUGCACAGAGCAUCUCCAGUGACAGUGACGUAACUUAGGGGGUGCCCUAGGGGACAGCACCUGUACCGAGACCUUGCAGAGGCUCCUGCCCAUGGGCAGGGCCAUGUGGCUACUGGCAGGACAGAGGGUGAGCUCUGGACAAAAUGCAGCCACUGACAAAUCCCGAGUGAGAUGUUGCUUCCUGAGAAGAGCGUGGACUCUGAGCCUUUGUUUGAAUGGCUUCUGCAGCGCUACAACAGCAACUGUGUUCUGCCAAAGGGACUUAAAAGGUGGAAUGAGAAAGGGAAAUGAACACUAAAUUGCCUAAAGACAGACAGAUGUUUAUAAAGUGGUUAUAUUAGCAUCACCCUACUUCCCGCCCAAAGCUGAAAUAAAGCUUUCCGAAAUGAUGGCACUUUAGGGUGUAGUACAACCUGGAGUUCUUCAGUGAGUGAAGAACAACUGCACCAUGAAUAACUUUUAUAGUGAUUUGUGUUUUGUUGCCUUGUGAAGUCUGUGUUAGCACUCAGUGUGUAUUAUAUCCACCCCAGUAUGCUUUUCUGAAUCUUUUUAAGUGCAUGUGGUUUUCUAUGGCAGCUUCUUCCCUCCAGAUAAAAAUGGCAGUCUAAAAAGAAAGUCUGUAAUACUUCACUUUCCUCCUCAGCAUGAAGCUAUGCAAAGAACUGCUCCAAGGAAGGCCUCCUACUGUCUGCCUCCUAACACAUUCAUGAGAAGCAUUAAUCUUCUGUUCCUGCAGUGAGGGUCGUUCUUCACAGCAAAACAAACUUUAACAUAAUUUCUCAGAAUUUAUAUAACAUGUAUCAGUAAUUAUCAGACACUAAAAAUCUCUUGUUGAUUAUCACAUUAGUCCUGCCAAUGCCAAGUGGACUGAGGGUUGUGAUUUGAGUCCCUUAAAGCAGAGGGCUGUAAGUUACCCCUCACAUCACAAUCCUGGGGGGCCUGGAAGGUGUCUAAUAAAGCACAAAGAACCACUUCUGUACUAAAAA